AUGUUUCGUUGCUUGGUCGUGUCUUCAGUCUGCCUGGCCUAUGCCAGAGAGGCAUGUGAGCAAAAUGGGUCCUGUAACAUUCAGGAGCCCGUGUCCAUGCUCCAGGCCGCCAGCAAGAUGAAGGCCAACUGCACGGGAAGUAAGUGUGGACGGGGGCACCCCGCAUGGAUGGGGCCCAUCUCUGUGCUUCAGUCUGACGAAGGAGUUGUCCCUGAAUUCCAAGUCCAGGAGGAUGGGACUUGGAACACUUACUUCCUACCAGGAGCUAGCAUCACCGACAAGAGGGCAGUCACCUAUGGCAUCAACGACAAGUACUAUCUGAUGAAGUACAACACCGCGGAUUAUUCCAAGGCAGACAACUUCAAGAUGAUCCAGUUGAAUGGGAAGACAUUGAUCACAGAAGUGAAUCUCAAUGGCGCAGGGUGCGGAUGCAAUGUGAACUUCUUCAUGGUUUCAAUGCCAGCUGCCUCUCCUGGCCAGUAUGGCGACUACUACUGUGAUGGAAACUGUGUGGGCGGCAACUGCUGCCCAGAGUUCGACACCAAUGAGAUGAACACGAACGCGCUGCAGGUCACAAAUCACAACUGCUGGAACCCCUGGUCCAAGAAUACCUGUGAUGGAAAUGGUGAUCCUGAGAUGAAAUUCUACCCUGGCGAAUAUGGCCCGGGAGGCAACAACGCCAUCGACACAAACAAACCAUUCUUCUUCUCAGUCCAAGUGAGAGAGGUCAUUGUUGGAGACGGAAGCCCGGACAACCAUCUCAUCGUCGAAACUCGAGCUUGGCAGGGGGACAAGGUCGUGGCAAAGUCCAUGGGUGGCGUCAACAACCCCAUGAAUGGCAUGUGGGGCAAUUUCGCUAAUGGCAUGGUUUUGGUCAUUGACUACUGGCAGAGCCAGGAUCUAACGUGGCUGGAUGGCUCAGCCUGCCACGCUCCGGAGUAUUGCAGCGGUAACAAGGCCACGCUCAGCAACAUGCAGCUCAUCUCGAAUGACAACCCCCAGCUGUCAGCCAGCUGCCCUUCCAGCGAGGGCUCCGACUGCAGCUGGGCCCAUCAAGGAAAUGGUGCCUGCAACAAUGAUGACGCUUCCGAGGGCUGGUGCCGGUGCUGCUGCACAGAGACCGCCUUGGUCCCUCGCUGCCUCUGGUCAGGCUACUCGGCGUUCUGA
Symbiodinium pilosum is the source of this 1167-nucleotide messenger RNA. Lineage: Eukaryota; Dinophyceae; Suessiales; Symbiodiniaceae. The record is from the annotation of a GenBank genome assembly.